ACCCAGCUGUGUGUCCAUGAAGAGUGACUGGUCAAUGGAUAAAAAUAUAGACUUCAGAGAGGGAGAUUAUUCUCCUGAACAAAGAACCCAACAGGAGACAUCAGAGUCAGAGAUUCUCAGUGGUCAGUCUUCCCAGAGUCAUCAAACAGACCUGGCCUCUAUAUUCAGUUUGCUUGAAGAGAAUUUGAUGACAUUUGUGAACAACGAGCUGAAGAGGUACAAGAGGAUUCUUAGUCCAGAAUUCCCAGAAGGCUUUGAGAGUCAGAAGCAGGAUAAGGAAGUGGAUGCUGAAGAUGAGAAGCAGGAGAGCAGUGCCAGAGAGGGGGCUCUGAAGAUCACACUGCACGUCCUGAGGAAAAUGAACCAGAAGGAGCUUGCUGACACACUGGAGAAAAAUGAGCUUGCUGUGAUUUGCCAACGUGAACUCAAAUCUAAUCUAAAGAAGAAGUUUCAAUGUGUAUUUGAGGGGAUCGCUAAACAAGGAAACCCAACACUUCUCAAUAAGAUCUACACAGAGCUCUACAUCACAGAGGGUGGAACAGGAGAGGUCAAUAAUGAACAUGAGCUGAGACAGAUUGAGACAACAACCAGGAAACAAGCAAGAGCAGAGACUGCAAUCAAAUGUAACGACAUCUUCAAACCCUUAACUGGACAAGACAAACGUAUCAGAACUGUGCUGACAAAGGGAGUCGCUGGCAUUGGAAAAACAGUCUCUGUGCAGAAGUUCAUUCUGGACUGGGCUGAAGGAAAAGCAAAUCAGGAUGUCCAAUUUGUAUUUUCAUUCCCUUUUCGGGAGCUGAAUUUGAUGAAAGGGGAAAAACACACUUUGAUUGAACUUCUCAAUCACUUCUCAAUGGAAACCAAAGAAUCAAGAAUCUCCAACUACGACAAGAACAAAGUUCUGUUCAUCUUUGAUGGUCUGGAUGAGUGCCGACUGCCCCUAGACUUCCAGAAGAACAAGAUCUGUUGUGACGUCACAAAGUCAACCUCAGUGGAUGUUCUGCUGACAAAUCUCAUCAAGGGAAACCUGCUUCCCUCUGCUCUCCUCUGGAUAACUACCCGACCUGCAGCAGCCAAUCAGAUCCCCCCUGAGUGUGUUGAUCAGGUGACAGAGGUACAAGGGUUCAAUGACCCACAGAAAGAGGAGUACUUCAGGAGAAGAUUCAGUGAUGAGGACCUGGCCAGCAGAAUCAUCUCACACAUAAAGACAUCAAGGAGCCUCCACAUCAUGUGCCACAUUCCAGUCUUUUGUUGGAUUUCUGCAACAGUCCUUGAACACAUGCUGACACAUAAGACAGAAGAGAUGCCCAAGACUCUGACUGAGAUGUACACACACCUUGUGGUGUUUCAUACCAAACAGAAGAAUGAAAAGUAUCUUGGGAAAGAAGAGAGGGGUCCAGACUGGAAUAAAGAGAGCAUUCUGUCACUGGGAAAACUGGCUUUUCAACAGCUUGUGAAGGGCAAUCUGAUUUUCUAUGAAGAAGACCUGAAAGAGUCUGGCAUUGAUGUCAAUGAAGCCUCAGUGUACUCAGGAUUGUGCACACAGAUCUUUAAAGAGGAAUGUGGGCUGUACCAGGACAAGGUGUACUGCUUCGUGCAUCUGAGCAUUCAGGAGUUUCUGGCUGCUGUAUAUGUGUUCCUUUCAUUCAGCAACAACAAUGAAAAUCUAAUGGCCGAACCUCAAACAACAUCCAGCAACGAUUGUCUACUGAAGCCAGAAGUUACUGUCUACAAGAGUGCUGUGGAUAAAGCCUUACAAAGUGAGACGGGAAACCUGGACCUUUUCCUCCGCUUCCUUCUGGGCCUCUCACUGGAGUCCAAUCAGAAGCACUUACGAGGUCUACUGACAACGAAAGGAAGCAGUUCACAGAGCCAUGAAGAAACAGUCAAGUACAUCAAGGAGAAGAUCAGUGAGAAUCCCUCUCCAGAGAGGUGCAUCAAUCUGUUCCACUGUCUGAAUGAACUGAAUGACCAUUCUCUAGUGGAGGAGAUCCAACGCUACCUGAGAUCAGGAAGUGUCUCCAGUGAUGAACUCUUACCUGCACAGUGGUCAGCUCUGGUCUUUGUGUUGCUGACUUCAGAAAAGGAGCUGGAUGCGUUUGACCUGAAGAAAUACUCCAGAUCAGAGGAAGGUCUUCUGAGGCUGCUGCCAGUGGUCAAAGUCUCCAGAGCUGCUCUGCUGUCAGGCUGUGGAGUCACAGAGGAAGGCUGUGCUUCUCUGGUCUCAGCUCUGAAGUCAAACCCCUCAAACCUGAGAGAGCUGGACCUGAGUAGCAAUGACCUGAAGGAUUCAGGAGUGAAGCUGCUCUCUGCUGGACUGCGGAAUCCCAACUGUAAACUGGAGACUCUGAGGCUGUCAGGCUGUCAAGUCACAGAGGAAGGCUGUGCUUCUCUGGUCUCAGCUCUGAAGGCAAAUCCCUCACACCCAAGAGAGCUGGAUCUGAGUAACAAUGACCUGAAGGAUUCAGGAGUGAAGCUGCUCUCUGCUGGACUGGGGAAUCCCCACUGUAAACUGGAGACUCUGAGGCUGUCAGGCUGUCUAGUCACAGAGGAAGGCUGUGGUUCUCUGGUCUCAGCUCUGAAGUCAAACUCCUCACACCUGAGAGAGCUGGAUCUGAGUAACAAUGACCUGAAGGAUUCAGGAGUGGAGCUGCUCUCUGCUGGACUGGGGAAUCCCCACUGUAAACUGGAGACUCUGAGGCUGUCAGGCUGUCUAGUCACAGAGGAAGGCUGUGCUUCUCUGGUCUCAGCUCUGAGGUCAAACCCCUCACACCUGAGAGAGCUGGACCUGAGCUACAAUCACCCAGGAGACUCGGGAGUCAGACUGCUCUCUGCUGGGCUGGAGGAUCCAAACUACAGACUGGAGAAACUCAAUGUGGAACAUGGUGGAGAGUACACAAUGAAACCUGGGCUUAGAAAAUAUGCCUGUGAUCUCACCCUGGACCCAAACACAGUAAACAGACUCCUCUUUCUGUCUGAGGAGAACAGAAAGGUGACAUGUGGGAGAAAGAAGCAGCCGUAUCCUGAUCACCCAGAGAGAUUUGAGGUCUGUAGACAGGUGCUGUGUAGAGAGGGUCUGACUGGGCGCUGUUACUGGGAGGUAGAGUGGAGUGGGGGAUGGCCGGUUAUAGGAGUGACAUAUAAAGGAAUCAACAGGAGAGGAGGGGGUAAGGACUGUGGACUCGGAUGGAAUGACAAGUCCUGGAGUCUGUUCUGCUCUGACAACAGUUACACUGCCAGGCACAAUUGUAAUACCACUCUCAUAGAUGUCCCUUCCUCCGGCUCCCACAGAGUAGGAGUGUAUCUGGACUGGCCAGCCGGCACUCUGUCCUUCUACAGAGUCUCCUCUGACUCACUGACCCACCUGAACACAUUCUACACCACAUUCACUGAGCCCCUCUAUUCAGGGUUCUGGGUUUAUGAUGACUCUUCAGUGACCCUAAUCAAACACAACACAAUAUUUUAAUAAAAUAUAAAAUAAGAAUAUAAAUAAAUAAAUAUAUAACUCUGUCCUCACACACACUGGAAACACACACACACACACACUGGACACACACACACAGACACACAUACUGGACACACAUACUGGACACACACUGGACACACACACAAACUGGACACACACACACACACAAACUGGACACACACACUGGAAACACAGGACACACACACACAAAAUGGACACACACACAUGCAAACACACUGGACACACACACACUGGACACAAACUGGACACACCCGACACACACACACUGGACGGACACACAGGACACACACACACCUUGUACACACACACAUACACUGAAUACACACACACACCAGUUUGGGCCAGUUUAUUCCUGUAAAUACACUGAACUAAAAUAUAAAGUCAACAUGUAAAGUGUUGGUCCCAUGUUUCAUUCCUCUGAAAUAAAAGAUCCCUGAAAUGUUCCAUACACACAAAAAGCUGACAUGUUUUACAGCCCUGUUAGUGAGCAUUUCUCAUUUGCCAAGAUAAUCCAUCCACCUGACCACUGUGCCAUAUGAAGAAGCUGGUGUCAUGUUUGCUGAUGUAAACGUUGUGAACAGAGUGGCCCAUGGUGGCAGUGAGGUUAUGAUAUGGGGAAUCAUAAGCUACGGACAAUGAACACAAUCGCAAUUUAUAUGCACAGAGAUACCAUGAUGAGAACCCAUUGUUGUAUCAUUCCUUUGCCUCCAUCCCCUCAUGUGUCAGCAUGAUAAUGCACGGCCCGAUCGUGGUCGCAAGGAUCUAUACACAAUUCCUGGAAGCUGAAAAAAUAAAAUAUAUUUUCCAUGGCCUGAGAACUCACCAGAUAUGUCAGCCGUUGAGCAUGUUUGGGAUGCUCUGGACAGACGUGUACGACAGCGUGUUCCAGGUCCUGACAAUAUCCAGCAACUUUGCACAGCCAUUGAAGAGGAGUGGGACAACAUUCCAAAGGCCACAAUCAACAGCCUGAUCAACUCUAUGUAAAGGAGAUGUGUCGCAAUGCAUGAGGCAAAUGAUGAUCACACCAGAUACUGACUGGUUUUCUGAUCCACAAUCCUACUUUUAUACUAAGGUAUCUGUGACCAAUAGAUGCAUGUCUGUAUUCCCAGUCAUGUUAAAUUUGUAGAUUAAGGCCUAAUGAAUUUAUUUUCAAUUGAAUGUAACUCAGUAAAAUCUUUGAAAUUGUUGCCAGUUGCGUUUAGAUUUUAGAUCAGUAUAAUACAAAUGAGCAGUUUAAAAUGUUUUAGGUUUAUGAUGUUAGUAACACGAAGUAAUUCCAUACUUUCACUAAAGAUCUAAAGUAACUUUUUAUUGACA
Molecule: messenger RNA, 4804 nt
Organism: Oncorhynchus nerka (sockeye salmon)
Lineage: Eukaryota; Metazoa; Chordata; Actinopteri; Salmoniformes; Salmonidae
Product: NACHT, LRR and PYD domains-containing protein 12-like
Exons: 10
Coding region: 17-3466 (1149 amino acids)
Biological process (GO): intracellular signal transduction
Molecular function (GO): protein binding
Source: RefSeq, a predicted model, not a curated record